Molecule: messenger RNA, 317 nt
Organism: Symbiodinium pilosum
Lineage: Eukaryota; Dinophyceae; Suessiales; Symbiodiniaceae
Source: the annotation of a GenBank genome assembly
GAGGUGGUGCCUACGUGUGGUGCCCGCAGAGUUCUGGUGACACAGCUCCAGCCUUUUGCAUGGAUGCUGCGGCUGAUGAUCCGGAUAACCCUGCACGGCUCAUCAACGCGGCGGCCAACGAAGAUCAGUGCAAGCAGGUGAACACAGAGAUUUGUCAGCUUGGGGGUAUCCUCUACUUCCGCACUCUUCAAGAAGUGCCAGCUGGCACGGAGCUUGUGACAGACUACGGAUACAGCUACUGGCCAGAUUUCGAUUCCUGCCAGCUUGUGACGUCCAAUGACCUGAUGGCACGCUUGGAGAAUCGCGCGGCGAGAUAA